AUGGGCGCUGGCGAGCAGUAUCGAACGUGUUCCCUCUUUGGCUGCGACUUGCUAUCGGAUGCAAUAUCUUUUGAAGCAGCAGAACCCGCCGAGCCGCAUGAACGAAGAAUCGUUUACGAAGACACGGAAGAAGUCAAAACGGGCAUCGGAGAUAAGCUUGGUCCGCGGCGUUGCUGGGCGAGAGCGGCAGAGACAAGGGGGAGGGUAUCGAGCGGCGGGCGCAGUAUCGUCGCUGGACUGGCUGAGGGCGAGCUGGUAUUCGCUAUAUACAGGGCCGGGGCGACGGCGAGCAGUUGGAAAAGCCGAGAUGCUGCCAGAGACGUCUUCCUUUUGAUUGAAGCCGAGCAAAAGGUUGAAAAAGUUGAAGCUGGUCGACUUUGGGGGCUUUUUGGCUGGUGCUUACGUAAGAUCUCGAAGUUGAGGUUGAAGUCGAAGAGCGAGGAGGACGCAGAAGAAACAACAACGUUCAGUCAAUUAAUUACUGCUGAUAGACAGGAGAAAAAGAAGGGAUUGGACGGUCGAGAGGCCCGCUCGGAAGCUGAGGUCGUCCAGGCGAUUGACGAGCUGCUGGAGCGAUACCUCCAUCUGCUGGACGAGCAGCAGAAGCUCCAGGAAGCCAUAGGCAAGCAGUUUGCAAGCGUACGAGGGGGUCUAUUUUUCUUUGCUUGGGAUUACUGCUAG
Molecule: messenger RNA, 681 nt
Organism: Trichophyton verrucosum HKI 0517
Lineage: Eukaryota; Fungi; Ascomycota; Eurotiomycetes; Onygenales; Arthrodermataceae
Exons: 2
Coding region: 1-681 (226 amino acids)
Source: RefSeq, a predicted model, not a curated record